Messenger RNA from Stylonychia lemnae, 2628 nucleotides. The record is from the annotation of a GenBank genome assembly. NCBI's taxonomy places the organism in Eukaryota, Ciliophora, Spirotrichea, Sporadotrichida, Oxytrichidae.
AUGCGAGAUUUUAUAACUUCAGCUCAAACUUUCACAAAUUAGCAGGAAUUUGUCAACCUAAAUACGAUCCAAAAUGAUGACUCUUAGGGUCUUGCAGAGUAAGGCCAACUCCAAGCUAUGAAGGAGGAGCUCUGCUACAGCUUAAAGAAGAAAAUUAUGAAGGUUGGCAAGUAGAAAGUGGGGGAUAAAGUUUCCCUAAACCCUUAAUGCCUGAAAGAGCUUUAUAGACUAAUAAUGACUGAACUUAACCCAAAUGAGAGAGCCUCCAUUGCUAUUUACGAGCUACAAACCUUUAUCAUUGAGCUAGCUCUUAAACCUAAAGAGGACUGGAACAAUAUGAACUUUGAGAUGUUUAUCAACUUUAUAAUGUCAUACAUCAGGCUUGAGCCCAAUCUUUGGAUUAAAUCGUCAGAUGUUCAUUAAGGCAUAGUGCAAAAACUCAGAGAUUAAUUUGGGGAGAGUCUUGGGGCAUUACCAUCAACGCAACCAACUUAAUCAUUCGCCCCGCUUGAUAUUAAUGAGCAAAAGAAAAUGAAGCAAAAUUAGAAGGCCAUAGCCUCUUAUAAACGAUACAUCGAGGAAAGCAGACAUUUGAGAAAUCCUCACGUGAAUUUAAAUGGAAAUGAUACUAAAUCUGACUCAAUGCCAUAGAGCGCUGCUAACGAUGAAAAAGGGAAAUAGACUUUUAGUUAGUUCGUACUUGAAGAGGUUAAAUGCGAUGAUAGUUUAGAAGUUGAGGAAAAAGAAGAUUCCUUCUAAGAGAAAAUAAAAUAGCAAAAGAUUCAGAAAAGGGCUGAUCAUCUAAAAAAAGGGCAUACCAUCGACAUUAAACUGAUACCAUAAUUAUAUAAUUUCUACUUAGCGCAUAUUGUAAAUUGCUAGAUCUCGCUUACAGAGACAUAGAAAUUUUUAUUGCAAAAUUUUAUAAUGUUUUUGAGUUUUAAGGAAAAAAAGAAUAAAUUAAGAAGGUUAAAUGAUGAGAUCGGCAAUGGAAAGGCUUCUACAGGAGAACUAAAACAUAGUAGUCGCUACUCUAUGCUUAUUUCUAGUGGUAUUGAGUAUGAUGACGAAAUCGAUAAUAUUAAAAUUGGAAAGCGUACUAGAAAUCCAAAGGUUACAGGUUUUUAUAGUUAGCAGAUUGUUGAAGCAGUUCAGAUGAAUUAGAAUGGAAAGGAUGAUCAAAAUUACAAUUCAGAUACUAGUCUGAGCUCUCUAAUUAACGAUGACUACGAUUUUCAAGCAAAACUUAGAGAAACUAACACUAAGUAUAACUUAAGAUAAAGACCAAUGUUCAGCAUGCGCUUUGAAGGAGACGAUGUCAUGGAGUAUCAUAAUCCUUUAGGAAGUAAAAUGAGCUAGAGUGCUAUGAAGCGAAAAAAUCAUUAGAAAAAAAGGGACAUGGCAGCCCUUAAGUUAAGUGCAUAACAAACAUUAGAAAAUUACGAUACUUUUUAGAAGUUAUAAGACUGGGUAAAUGCUUAAAUCAUUAACUCAGAGAGCUUCUCAAAUGAUUUGAAAGCUAAUCCUGACCAGAAGCUUCCUUCAUCAUUUGAUAAAAUGACAUUAUCUGAUAAAAUAAUCUUAAGUAACAUUAUGGUGAUUAUAGACUAGUAUGUACUUUCACAUGGAUGGUAGUGCAUUAUACAUUAAGAAGAUAUCACUAUGUUUGAUCUGGCUCAACUUAUAACAAAAAUCACAAAACAUGUAUUUUAGCAAGGGUAAUAAGAAGCAAAAGACAUCGUAAUUGGCUACAUAUACUAAAUCUAGAAUAGAAUUUUAAUAAAUACUAAGGGAAAGACAGCUAUGAAGUACAUGGCCAAAGUUAUUAAGACUAGCAGCAAAAACAGAGCUAUUCUUAAAUCUGAAAAUCUUGACAACUUGACUUUAUAGCCUUUUGGAACUCCAUGGACUCAGAAUAAAAUAAAUAAUGUAAUAUAAGCAUACAAAGUAUUCCAUGAAAAUUAGACUCAGUCUCGAUAACACUAGAAUCAUCCUUUUGAUAAAGAGGUAGAAUUGGAUAGUCGAGAAUUAGAUCUAGUAGAGGAAUUGAUUGAUGAUGAUUUGAAUUUAUCAAGAAAUGAAUCUGCAAAUAAACUUACCAAAACAAACUCAAAAAACAAGUAACCUCUCAAAAAGAGUCAAUCAAGUGUGAUAGUUGAGAAAAAGGAAAAACUAAAGCAUUGCGAAGAGAGUAAAAAUCACAAGUCAAAUAUUAUUGAAGAAAAGGAUCACUUGAUUUCACCUGCAGAUAGCAACAAUUUUACUCAAUAAAAUGAGUCGCCUUCAUAAUACCAGCAAAAAUUCGUGAAAAAGUGGAGUGAGUAAGAUUACAAAAGAUUUUUAGAGGCAGUAGAUCUUUUUAAAGAUUCUUAAUUGGGAAAUAAGAAAAUUGCUAAGUAUAUGGGAGAUCAUAUAGACCCUAUCUAAAUAAGACAUGAGAAGACUAAGUACCAGAAAAAUAAGAGAAAGCAGGAAAGAGAACAGAUGGUUAAAAGAAUCAAUUAGGCCUAGAAUACUAUGCAUUCAGUUGACUGGGUUGAGUCCUUCGUUUAGCUUGAACCUGUAAACAAAAACAGUGCUAAUGUUAAUGAUAUGAUCAUCAGCUAAAUGAACAGCAGAAACAAAUGA